GCGAGGCUUCAGAGGAGCAGGGCGAAACUUCGGGGCAAGGCGUCGAGCUCGCUGCAUUUUUACGUUUUCAAGACGACUCUUUGUCAAUCCUUUAACUAAACUACUUUGAAGUCGCGAAGAGCUCCCAAAGAAACAUCACUUGGUGCAGCCAUACCUCUGGAACUGCGCUUACUGUAUAGUGGGUAUUAUCCGUGCUCUUCCAAUCACGGUAGUCGUCCAAUCCAGAGCCAGGGAAGAGAUCAUCAUAUUGAAGCUCUCUCACUUCGUAAGUAGCGACCUCCUGAUGCUGCAGCGCGCCAUUACUACGUCCCUUAAGCCCGUCGGAAAGGGAUUCAUGUCGUCACAAGUGCCUCCCUUCCACCUCGCUGUGCCAGUUCACGACCUGGCGGAAGCCAAGGAUUUCUAUGGCACCAAACUAGGCUUCAUCGAGGGACGCUCGUCCAAGCAGUGGCAGGACUACAACAUGUUCGGCCACCAGCUCGUUGUGCACCAAGUGACGAAGGAUUACCGUGGCGUGGACUUCUUCAACCCCGUCGAUGCGGACGAUGUGCCGGUCCCGCACUUUGGUGUGGCUCUGACAGUCGACGAGUUCCACGCCCUCUCGAAGCGUGUGCAGGGCCUCAACAUCAAGUUUAUCGUGGAGCCUCACCUCCGCUUCGCAGGUCGUAAGGGUGAGCAGUGGACCAUGUUUUUCAAGGACCCAAGCGGCAACAACCUCGAGUUCAAGGCCAUGACCAACCCAGAGAACCUGUUCGCCAAGUACGUCGAGGAGUAACUCGCAUGGCUCCGCAGUCUAAGAGGGUGUAAGUUUACCACCAAAACCUCAUCGCUCGUAAGAGCAAAAUAAAAUACGGGAUCUAUAUGGAAUGGAGUGCUGAUUUAGCGAUAUCACUAGUCGUCGCCACCGUCAAUAGCAUCAGGCUCGAAAUCGCCAAACUCGUCUCUGUCGUCUU
Messenger RNA from Phytophthora nicotianae INRA-310, 953 nucleotides. RefSeq lists its product as hypothetical. The record is from RefSeq and is a predicted model, not a curated record. Lineage: Eukaryota; Oomycota; Peronosporomycetes; Peronosporales; Peronosporaceae. The coding region runs from base 284 to 775 and encodes 163 amino acids. The transcript is spliced from 4 exons.